AUGUGCUACAAAGACGUAGCGGGGUUACCUCCAUUAAAUUUCACAACAAACUGUAUUGGAUAUGGUCGAUAUGUCAUCUACUACAAUGAAAGACUGAUUGGAGUGACGUAUCCAGAAGGAUAUCAAUCUAUUUCUUUAAUUCAGUUGUGUGAGGUCGUAGUGGAAGCUUGCCCUAAAGGAUCAUACGGUCAGGACUGUAAAUUUCGAUGUUCAGGACAUUGUAAAGAUGGAACUCCAUGUGACCUCGUGACGGGUGAAUGUGUCAAAGGCUGUGUUUCGGGAUGGAUUGGGACUGGGUGCAAUAAAACUUGUGAUAAUGGGCGUUAUGGUAUCAAUUGUACUUUCUACUGCAGUGGACAUUGUUUAAGUGAACCAUGUAACAAAGAAACUGGGCACUGUGACUUGGGAUGUAGUGAUGGAUAUAUUGGUGAUUUAUGUAAAGCAGAAUGUACAUCUGGAUGGUUUGGAAAAGGAUGCAGAUACCGCUGUAGUGAACACUGUACUGAGAGUGGAAGUUGUAAUCACGUAAACGGGAUUUGUUCUCGUGGAUGUGAAGACGGUUACACUGGACUAAAUUGUACCACACGUAAAAUAUGGAACCUCUUAUAG
Saccostrea echinata is the source of this 609-nucleotide messenger RNA. RefSeq names its product scavenger receptor class F member 1-like. The transcript has 4 exons. Lineage: Eukaryota; Metazoa; Mollusca; Bivalvia; Ostreida; Ostreidae. Gene Ontology annotation, molecular function: scavenger receptor activity. The record is from RefSeq and is a predicted model, not a curated record. Bases 1 to 609 code for a protein of 202 amino acids.